AUGAAAGGAAGGCACUGGUUACCAAUUGAGGAGUCUGGGAAUGGGAUGGAAAGGGGCAAAAUGAUUAGUGAGGGGCAAAAGCAGAAAUUGAAAAUGAUGGCAACUGAGACUGUCAUCCCUCACCGUUUCCCCCUAUGGAGAAUUAGUGUCCGUAGUAUCCCACUACUUGGAGGGUUUAGGACCCACAGUUAUUUGACAAAUCUUGAGAAAAAAAGCAACAAACUGGUUUUUGGAUUUUGGUCUGGGGAGAGGCGAUCCAGUGUAGAAGAUGAUGCCAUUUUCAGUGACAUCAUUGGAAAUACCUUGGGCCUGAAGAGAGGAGAUAGAUUUGUUGCCAUGUUUGGGAAAUGUGGAAUCGUCCCAUCACAAAAGGACACCCACAAACCCAUCCCAUCUCCUGCCAUCACCAAUUCACAUGUCACUCUCCCACCUUAA
Messenger RNA from Sphenostylis stenocarpa, 435 nucleotides. The record is from the annotation of a GenBank genome assembly. Lineage: Eukaryota; Viridiplantae; Streptophyta; Magnoliopsida; Fabales; Fabaceae.